CCGCCAUUGUCAUCCUUCAGCAUCAUCAGCAGCAGCAAGAGUGUGAAGCUUCUUCUCGGUUUAUCUGCGGGCGCCAUUGUUUAUUUUCUGCCCGCUAAACUAGGCACGAAAUCCACUGUUCCGGUUGGUGUUUCAACGUGAAAGUAGCGCUCAAACGGUGCGUAUCGAAGUGCUAAGUGACGGGGCGGUGAAGUACGAAGCGGACGACAUUCGUCGACGGGUAAAUUACGGAUUUUCAAGUCAAAAGUGUAGCCACCAACUUGGCCGUCGUCGAGCAGUGAAGGGGAUUUGAAAAUAGUGUUGCUGGACUGCUCUCACGGUGGAUGGUGCUCUUCUCGCUUAGUGGAUUACUUCGGGGAUCAAAGCGAGAGUAGCAAACUCCGCGAGUGUGAAAAAACGCAAAGUCUGGCUCGUUAGUACAUUCUGCAUCCAACUUGACGCGAAAUAGGAAGAAGAAAAAGUGUUCAGUGUCGGGAAAAAAAGUGCCAGAGGAAUCUUUUCAAUGAAAAAUCAAGUGAACGCCGUUUGCAAAGUGCAAAAAUUGCUAAUUGGUACCGCGUAGUCGCACUUUUUUUUCUACCACAAACUCUGCUCACAGCACAGUAAUAGUUGAGGAGCGAAAAAAAUUCACAUCACUUGUGUGGCAUGACAGCCAUCUCGGAAGCGGCUGCGGGAACCGAACUAGUCCCAGCAUCCACCAAGAAUAAUGCCAUCCUCCGGUGGAAGCGCGUAACGAAUCCGAGUGGACCGCAGCCCCGGCCCCGCCAUGGCCAUCGUGCCGUUAACAUCAAAGAGCUGAUGGUGGUCUUCGGCGGUGGCAAUGAAGGAAUCGUCGACGAGUUGCAUGUCUACAAUACAGCUACCAACCAGUGGUACGUGCCGGCAACCAAGGGCGAUGUGCCACCCGGAUGUGCCGCGUACGGAUUCGUUGUCGAUGGAACCCGCAUCCUGGUGUUCGGAGGCAUGGUCGAGUACGGCAAGUACUCGAACGAGCUGUACGAACUCCAGGCCACCAAAUGGGAGUGGAAAAAGCUGAAGCCGAAACCCCCAGAGUCCGGGUUGCCACCUUGCCGACGGUUAGGGCACAGCUUCACCCUGGUCGGAGACAAAAUCUAUCUGUUCGGUGGCCUCGCCAACGAAAGCGACGAUCCGAAAAACAAUAUCCCCAAGUAUUUGAACGAUUUGUACAUUUUGGAGAUCAAGAACAACCAACUGCAGUGGGAGAUACCGACGACCUUCGGGGAGAGUCCUCCGCCAAGAGAGUCGCACACGGCUGUUUCGUGGUACGACAAGCAACAGAAGAAGUACUGGCUGGUCAUCUACGGUGGCAUGUCCGGAUGUCGGCUGGGCGACCUGUGGCUGCUCGAUACGGAUACAAUGUCUUGGACCAGGCCGCGAACCAGUGGUCCGCUUCCGCUACCUCGAUCUCUGCACAGCUCAACUCUCAUCGGAAAUCGAAUGUACGUCUUUGGGGGAUGGGUCCCAUUGGUCAUGGAAGACGUCAAAGCCGAAAAGCACGAAAAAGAAUGGAAGUGCACCAAUACGCUCGCAUGCUUGAAUCUCGAAACAAUGAACUGGGAGGAGUUGGAUCUGGACACGGAGGAGGAUAACAUGCCCCGGGCCCGUGCCGGACACUGCGCCGUAGGAAUCCACACCCGGCUGUACAUCUGGUCCGGACGCGAUGGCUACAGGAAGGCCUGGAACAACCAGGUCAGGGUUUGUUGCAAAGAUCUCUGGUACUUGGAAGUGGAACGACCGACAGCCGCUUCACGAGUUCAGUUGGUUCGUGCGUCGACCCAUUCGCUGGAACUAUGCUGGCCCUCGGUACCUUCAGCAGCGUGCUACAUUCUGGAAGUUCAGAAAAUACCGCAACCACCACCAACGCCGCCGGCGGCACCAGCACCCACCCCGGUUCCGAGCAUCCUCCCGACGCCGGCUGCAGCUGCCGCGGCUUCUCCGGCCCAUACGUCGGCACUUAUUGCUGCAGCCCCAAUUGUUGGUAUUCCGCAACAGUCGCCGGUUGCAGUUGGCAUUGCAGCCGGAGCUGCUGCCGCCGCAGGAUCAAUGUCUCCAGCAGCAGCUCAACUUCCGGCAGGGCUCACCAGUGGGGAACCGCUGUUACAGCAACCAAUCAUCAAAACCCUUCCUGGACGAGCCGCGGCUUCACCAAUUGCCGUAUCACCAUCGCCAGUCGUCGUCCACCCGUCGGCAUCACCGCUGGCAGGCAGUGCCAGCCCCAACAUCCUCCAGGCUGCUGCGCAAGCCAUCAGCAGUCCGGUGCACAAUCCGCCUGGAUUGCAGUCGCCAACACCGGUUGCUGUGGCCACCAUACCAUCGUCGCCGGUGCACACCGUUACGUCGCCUCCUGUGCAGCGCAUUGUUACCAAGGUACAAGCGGCCAAGCCACUGCAACAGCAGCAGCAGCCUCAACAGAAGACGGUGCUCACGCCAAGUUCUCCGAUUCUCCAACAGCAACCCACGCAGAUUAUACAGACUCAAGUCCAGGGUCAACAGAUCGUUCAGCAACAACAAGUCACUCAAAUCACCCAGCAACAGCCGCAGACGAUUCGUGUGGUCAGUGGCACGGGUGCUAUUUCCAAUGCUCAACAAAUCACAACCGGGGCGGGAACCCCCAUUCGGGUGCUCUCGUCGACCGGGCAACAAGUGCGAAUCGCUACCCAACAGUCAAUGGGUAAUGUUAGUACUGCGACUGUUCAGCAAGUUGGUGGACAACAGACAGCCACGGUUCUACGGGGUCAGAAUAUUGUCACUGCAGGUGGGCAACUGCAACAGCAGCGUAUAGUCAGUGCACCUGCUGGAUCAACUACAACAACCGCUACAUUAGGCGGCAAGCAAAUUAUUCUGCAGAAGCCUUUGACCAUUGUAGGCGGAGCUGGUGGCGGUACUGCCACCGGUACGAUCAACAACGCUGGCGGUGUGACUGUCAAUCAACCCCAGAUUGUUACUCUCGUCAAAACCAGUCAGGGAAUGACGGUUCAAACCCUACCGAAAAUGAACGUACUACAAAAAGGAACGGUGGCUGGAACCAUUCAGCAACAGCAACAAAUUGUCACAUCUAACAUUAUUGGAAGUGGCGGUAUUCAGCAAGCAACUGUCGGUGGACAGAAGACGGCAGUUAUUGGAGGAAACGUUGUCAAAUUGAUGUCAUCCACCGGAACGAUAGGUGGCAAACAGAUUCUGAUGAAAAACCCGAACAUUGUUCAGGUUGGCAAAGUGGCCACAAACGUUGCAGGUAAACCAACUUUGGUUAUUACAAACAAGGCCGGGCAACAAAUCCGAACCGGCAAUCAGCAGGUUAUCGUGGUAACGACUCCGCAGGGUAUUCGUACCGUCAGUGGAACCGUUACCUCGUCAGCGAAUAAUUUCGUUUCGCUAUCAACUUCCCAGAUGAUCAAUACGAUUUCGACUUCACGUGCCACGACCAUCGGUGGUGCCACCGUGUUGCAAGCAGGUACAGCGGGAACUGCUGGCACAGCCAACAUCGGCGGGCAGGCGAUUAAACUUCGGGCUGUCCAAGGGGGAAAGCCAAUUACUUUUACGGUUCCGGUUGGAGGUCUGCAGGCGGCAGGUCAAAAAAUUAGUGGCACACAGAUCAUCAACAUGCAGCAGAAAUCUCUCACCAUUGGUGGCAAGGCCGUCACUGUUCAGCUGGCUCCCUCGGCCGGAGGUCAAAAAACGGUUACCAUCGUUCCGUCGUCGACGGCUGGCACUGCAGGAGGCAUUGGAACAACUAUGACCGGUGUUCAUGGUCAGCAGAAGAUCGUUAUGCUACCAUCGAAGGCCACCACUCGAAUAGUUACGCAGCAGCAGUAUCAACAGAUCCAACUGCAACAACAGCAAGCGCAACUUCAACAGCAACAACAGCAGCAACAGCAAGAACAGGUUUCGAGGGACGCCGCAUUUGCCGUUCUGGCUGCUGAAGCCGGCUUAAUUGAGAAUGAUGGCGACCAGAUUGAGCAGAUGGAUGGAUGCUACGAUCUGUUUCAAUCGGACGAUUCGGAUGAGGAAGAGGAGCUUGCGGGUGCUCGAAUCAUGGAAGUCGACUUAACGGAAGGUGUAUCCGAGAGUAAAAAGAUGAAACUAUGGCCAGGCGUUAUCGAACAGCUGGAUGGUUGCAACGACUUCCUAUCUUCCGAUGACGAUGAUGAAGAUGUUGUAAUGCAAGAACCAUUACCGAGGGCAUUGCCACGUUAUGUACGGUUAGGGCUUUUUGGAGGCGCAGCAGCGAUUGAAAGUCCGGAUGGAGAAUCGACGGAAGAACAAGACCCACUUGCUCAGAGUGAAUCGACAGCGGAGGGUAACACUGCAGCUGCUGAAGGUACUGAUGGUAACCACGAUGUAGGCGUUAUCGACCAGGAUCAACCGAUGGUGGGAAAUUCUGCUUCAUCGUCAGAGCUGCAGCAAUUAACCAGUGAUGGGGGAGUCACCUCCGCUGGGGGUUUCGAUGAUCAACCCCUUCUAGCUACUGGUGGUGCUUCGGGAGAAGAUGCCGGUGAAGUUGGUUCCAGUCAAACGGCAAGUGGUGAGUUAUCACAAUCGGUGGAAGGUGAUGGUGUCGAUGCCAGCGAAGCGACAGCCACCAGCGCGGAUGAAUCGGCUGACGUGUCAAUGCAGGAUGUUGCACUCUUGGCAGGUAGCGGGGUUACCGAAGCAGAGCAAAGUGGGCUUCCGGAGACGACGGAUAAUACGUCGUUUGGCGAUCAACCAGACAGCAGCGCAAUGUCGUCAACUCAUGAGCCGUCUAAAGACGCCCUUACGGGCGCCGUAGCUGGCAGUUCCGACGAAACAACACCCACAACGGCAAUUUUGAGUGCGGAUUCAAUCACGGCAUCCAGUCUGCCCGCAUCCGGUUCAACGAUCCAAUUGUUGAACGCCGAUGGAACGUCAACGACCGCCACCACGAUGGUCGUCAGUGUGAACAGUGCUCCCACGGCGUCGGAAACCGAAGCGGCCAACAUUCUCACCACCAUUAAAAGCGGGGAGUUGCUUUCGUUGCAGAAUGCUGACCUGCUCGCCGCUGCCGGUUCCGGUGGCGAUAAUAUUAUUCAACUCAACUCCGGGCUACUUCAGUCCAGUGGCACAAUCGACAGCUUCACGAGGUCGCUCUCCGGUGAAACGCAAACCAUAACGUUCAAAACAACCGGCAACGGUAGCGAAUUGACCCAAGUGGGCACCUUGGCCGAUGGCACCCAACUGGUAGCACAAAUCCCUAGCAGUCCGUUGGUCAAAACUGAAGACUCGGGAUUGUCGUCGGCGAACAUCAGCAACACCACCACCGGAGGGCAUUUGGAUGCGCUUGCAGAAGCUGCUGCCUCGGCUACUUCCGUACUAUCAGAUCUGAUGAGCACGACAUCGUCGUCAACGGUUUCCUCGUCGCCGUCAGGGGCUCUUACCAUAGCGGCAAGUCCGCAGCCCCAACAACCGACGACCACCACAAUAAAGUACUUCGAUGCGAACUCGAAACAGUUCAUGCUGACAUCGCCUCUGCUACAAUCACCGGUCAAUCCACCGGCAAAUAUUCUCAGCAGUAAUAGUAACGGAACGUUGAAUUCGGCCGUUCCGACGGUUGUGACAACGAUCCCCGGAACUACAACUACGUCAGCAGCAGUUGGCAAUAAGCUCAUUACGACUAUGAAAGCUGUGCGAGGUCCCAGUGCUAAAGCGAAAGAGGAAAAGGAAGACGCAAAGCCCAAAAUCAAGGACGAAUCGGAGAAAUGGUACACCGUGGGUAUCUUCAAGACUCUAUCGCACACUGUAUCCAACUUUGUCGAAUUCGACGAAUGGAAUUGUCUGUACGACGGUGAUACACUCACCGCGGACAACCUGCCAGAUUUGGUCAAGUACAAGAGGAUAAACCUGGAACCGGGUUGCGCGUAUCGAUUCCGCGUGGCAGCCAUCAAUAGCUGCGGUCGGGGCGAAUGGAGCGAUGUGGCACCAUUCAAGACCUGCCUGCCCGGAUUCCCGGGAGCUCCAUCGGCGAUCAAGAUUUCGAAAUCGCCCGAAGGUGCACAUCUUUCCUGGGAACCACCGCCAUCGACUACCGGCGACAUUCUAGAAUACUCCGUCUAUCUGGCGGUUAAACCUCAAAAUGCCAAGGACAAAACCAACCAAUCGGCACAGCUGGCUUUCGUGCGGGUCUACUGCGGGCCGAACAAUCAGUGCACGGUGCCAAACACAUCGCUGCAAUCGGCCCACGUGGAUUACACCUCGAAACCUGCCAUCAUUUUCCGAAUUGCGGCGCGCAACGACAAAGGCUACGGACCAGCCACGCAAGUCAGGUGGCUACAAGAUCCCCAAUCGGCCAAAGGAACUCCAGCCCCUGGUGCAACGGGUCAAGGAACCGGAUCUUCUCAAACGGCAGUCAAACGGCUCAGCGACAAAGCCCCCUCGACGAAUACGAAACGGGCGAAAACAAGUGUCAACUCGUCGAUGAUCGCGUCCUAAAGUUGCGAUUACAAAGUCAGUCGGCACACAAAUUGUAAAAUGUACAGAACAAACAGCGGUAAUAGUAUCGUCAUCGGAACCAUUCGGUGGUCAGAGCGAUGAAACAUAUUGUGUAAAAAGUAGCAUCAGCAGUGUAGAUUAGAUCAGAACCAGAUGCAGUGUUAGAGGAAACCUGAUAUAAAUCUUGGUAUUUAAGAGAAACUAGACAUUCAUUUUCGGUUGAACGGGAACAGAAUUUUUGGAAUGGGGUGCAAGUGCAUGAAUGUGAAAUGUGAUUUUUUUUCCCAAUUGGGAGAUCGGGAUUCGCUGUUUUCUUUGUAGGAUUGAGAUAUGCUCUUAUACAUGAAAGCUUAAGGGUAGAAACCUCUUAAGUUUGGCUUUUUGUCUCGUUAGUGCUUAGGAAAAUGGAAGAGGAGUGUGAAUUUUGCUAUUAACCAGUUUUAAGAAAAUCAAUAAUUUCUUUACGUAGUUAAUUAAAAAAAAAAAGAAAAUACAUCCAGCAGAAUUAAUAAACGAAAGAUAUUUAGCGCAAGAAAUAGCCGUGUGUUCUAGAAUAGAUGACGAAUCAGAGGAUAACUGAAUGAACAUAUUAGUUUUAGGAGAAACAUAUAUUAUAUCGCAUUCAUUAAAGAUAAGAAAGACCUCGUGCAAAGAAACAUAACGGUUGUUUUUUCGAUUUUAUUUUACAAUUGAAUAUUAAUUGCAAAGUCUCAUCUAUACUAUUAUUAUUAUUUUGUCCCUAAAAUCAAGAAAUAAAAUUUCUUUCCGUGACAUUUUUAAAUUUAACGACACAUCGUGAACCGAUUUCUUCGCUGAAAUAACGAGGUGCAAACUAGAAAUGACAAUUAUUCUGAAAUCGACAUUUUGAAUGCCUUAUUUCAAAUCACACCACCCUUACUUAUACAAACGCGUUACAUUUACUAGAAAUAACGAUUCCUUAACCACAUAACGCAUGGAGGGUUCAAGCCCUAACAAUAUUAUGCACAUACUAACGAUUGAUACCCUAUAAAUAGUUGUUGUGGAUUCCUAAGAAAAUGUAAGAAAACCCAUCCGAAUGAAAAGUUUUCCUAUAAUUUUUAAGCUCGGUUUGUGCGUGAAACUACUUUCGACGGUGCAGAUGAAUGCGUAGAGAUAUGGCUAGGUGUGGUCAUGUAGAAAGAAUCAGUAGGACGGUCUUCGUUUCUUUUGUUUUCGGAAGCUUAUUCAACAGACAGUAAAUAUGAUUUAUACAAAUACAUAUUAUCAAUGCAUCGUAGAAAAGAUAAAGUUAGUAACCUUAGCUGCAGGAGUUAAUGCGGAAAAUGAAAAGCGGGAUGCGAUUCUUUUUUCCUUUUUUUAUUUCUUGGGAAGCAGAACGAAAUAAUAAAACUGUAAGGUAUUUGUUAAAACAGUGAA
Molecule: messenger RNA, 7860 nt
Organism: Armigeres subalbatus
Lineage: Eukaryota; Metazoa; Arthropoda; Insecta; Diptera; Culicidae
Gene: Hcf
Product: host cell factor
Exons: 11
Coding region: 646-6465 (1939 amino acids)
Biological process (GO): chromatin remodeling; regulation of DNA-templated transcription
Cellular component (GO): histone methyltransferase complex
Molecular function (GO): transcription coactivator activity; protein binding
Source: RefSeq, a predicted model, not a curated record